Branchiostoma belcheri (Belcher's lancelet) is the source of this 5216-nucleotide messenger RNA. RefSeq names its product thyroid hormone receptor beta-like. The record is from RefSeq and is a predicted model, not a curated record. Gene Ontology annotation, molecular function: RNA polymerase II cis-regulatory region sequence-specific DNA binding; nuclear receptor activity; zinc ion binding. Gene Ontology annotation, biological process: negative regulation of transcription by RNA polymerase II; hormone-mediated signaling pathway; positive regulation of transcription by RNA polymerase II. NCBI's taxonomy places the organism in Eukaryota, Metazoa, Chordata, Leptocardii, Amphioxiformes, Branchiostomatidae.
UUCUGGCUCGGCAGGACGUGUUUGUAGACAUGAGAGCCAGCCGUGAGUGCUGGAGGCAACCGGCGUAUAUUUUCUACUCCAGCUAGCGAUCAACAAACCCUCAAGCUAUUCUUCUCUACGUCAACGACAGACAACGGCAGUCACUCUGGAGUCGUCGUCGGAGACACCCACGAUGACCGCCGAAGAGCGGAAGAAGACCAAACGGGACGUGACCUCAAGCGGUUACCAUAGCUCAAUCAUGGACGAUAACGACAUGGACAAAAAAGGGCCGUACAUCCCCAGUUACAUGGACCAGAACACUCCGGAGCCAUGUGUUGUUUGUGGGGACAAGGCCACGGGCUAUCACUACAGAUGCAUGACAUGUGAAGGCUGCAAGGGGUUCUUCAGGAGAACUGUUCAAAAAGACCUGAAGUACAGCUGUAAAUAUGCCGGGGACUGUGUGGUGGACAAAACCACACGCAACCAAUGCCAGGAGUGCCGCUUCAAGAAGUGUGUCAGGGUUGGCAUGGCAACUGACCUGGUUCUGGAUGAACAGAAGCGAGUUGCCAAGAGAAAACUUAUCGAGGAGAACCGGGAAAGGCGUCGGUCAGAAGAGAUCCGCAAGAUCUCGCGCCUGCGGGCGGACUGUGUCUUCACCGAGAGAGAUCAGUACAUCGUGGACCACGUCACGACGUCCUGGCUACAGACAUGUCCCAAGAAAGUCAACAGAUAUUAUCUUAAUGGUGCUAACAAACCCGGUGCGUCGGAGACGCCCAGACCGCCGGUGCUGCAGAACGGAGUCGUACGCGAGGCGGACAGCUCGGGAGCGAUGGAGGACGACAUGGUCGACCAGGACAUCUUCUCCCACCUGGCAGAGGUCAUCACGCCAGCCAUCAUCAAGGUCGUGGAGUUUGCCAAGCAGAUUCCCGGCUUUACAAAGUUGGUGCCUGAUGACCAGGUGGCGCUGCUGAAAAACUGCUGCUUCGAGGUGAUGUGUCUGCGAGCGGCCAGCAGGUUCGACAAGCAGAGGAGGACCAUCACCAUGUUUGGGGGGCUGACAGUCACCAAAGAACAGGUUUCUCUUGGUGGCCUGGGCAGACUGGCGGAGCCUCUGUUUGAGUUUGCGGAAGGCCUGAGCCAGCUACACCUCGAUGACACAGAAGUCGCUCUUCUUGCAGCUCUCCUGGUCGUGGCAGACCGCCCCGGCGUUCAGGACCAGGAGUCCAUCGACCGUCUACAGGACAUCAUCCUGACGGCGUAAAACUACAUCACCCGCCAGCGGCCGCACCAGCCCGUCCUCUGGGGGAAAAUCCUCAUGAAGGUCACGGACUUGCGGGCGCUGAGCGUGGCUCACGCCGAGCAGGUCAAGCUUGUGAAGAUGGAAUGCACAAGCGACAUCCCGCCCCUCUUCUUGGAAAUGUUUGAAAGUUCUUCCCCGUUGUUUAUGAAGCAGGAAUGAGGCAAGUCUUGUGUAAACCAGCUCGUGUUAGAAGAAAAUCGUCACUACGUACAAAAAGCUUCAGGCCCACUGCCUGUUGUCUAGGCAGAGAUAAAAUACCACCCCUCAAAUCAACAAAGGUUGGUACAUUCCAGCCUUAGAUCCUCCAGGAUUCAAUCCUGGAAUGUACCAUCUUUUCUAGGCCACAGGUGGUGACAGGUGGUAACUUGUGCAAGUCUACAGAAAAUCGUCUUACCUUUGAGGCAAAUUUUACUUUGUGGAUCUUUAUGGUAUUUGCAAAUGUUGUUUUAUCUAAAAGUAAUGGAAAGAUUACUGGUAGAUGAUUUAAAAGCUGACACUAUCUUUUGAAAUCAGACCCUACAAUGUACAUCUACAUGUCAGCCACAAAGCCUACAUGUGGUAGCGCACACUUUAUACAUGGAAACAUUAAUGUGUAAUUUUACUCAAGGAGAUUGAGCCUUGAUGAAAUCCAGCCUUCAACAGAGGGGCUGGACUAAGCAAUGUCAAUCAUAUAGGAAGGUGGGCAGGGCCUCCACUGUUCACCAAGCAGUUGAGGCUGGAAGUCAUUGAGACGUACCGGUUACGAGUAUCCGCUGAACGCGCACAAUAUUGCCUAUGGGAGAACGGCUAUCCAGCUGAUGACAAAGAACUACGCCAUUUUUGCAAGCUGCCUAGGGGGUGACUAGAGGGCCAGUGCAAUUCAUAUUAUAUAUUAUUUUUCCUAAAAUGUUUUCUUCUGAAAUAAGCAUGCUCCUUUCCUGUCUAGACUUUUCCCUGAAACCAAUCUUUGAACAGUUUUCUGACUUAUCACUGCCAGAAGAAUGAGAACAAUUCUAUAAGCUCCUUCAUACUUUGAUGUGCAUACAUGCAGUGCAAUGCAUUGUGGGUAACUUUGCCAGAUUACCCAUAAUGCACCACACCAUGAACUGUACAAUAGCAACUCUGUUUACAACAUACUAGUAUAUGGACUGUGUUCUUUGUCAUCCGGAGUACUGUAUCUCUACAGUGGGCCACAAAACUACUUAUCUACCUGUAUUUCUACCCUCUCGAACGUGAGAUCCCAAAAGUUUGGAUGUUCUUGAGGGUAUACACAAUUGUCCUUCCUAUGUGUACAGUAUGUAUGUAAAAUAGACGCUACUAUAAAGCUAUAUGCAGCAGAAGUAGUUCCAGAGGAGGGGCUGUAUGUAGAGUGGGAACAUUUUGAAGGUGGGACCCAAAUUUUUGGCAGCACCUGCUGGGUGGAGCCAUUUUACACAGCAUUGAUGUAGGGCUACGAACAGCAGCUAUUCAAAAAGUUGAAGAAAGCCCUAUUAAAUGGUUUGUCAAUGUCAAAUUGUUGGCAUUGAAAGAUAUUCUAAAUUUGGAAAAACCAUUGACAUGUUUUCAGAAAAAAGAAAAGAAAUGAAGAAAAUAUUACAUGCACCCCUGGUCAUACCUGGAACUGUUUCUGUCCAGAUAUAUCCACAUAGCCUUGUUAGAAGUGUAUGGUUUACAUUGUUGUAUUAUAUCAUCGCAGGUGAAGCAAAGCUUUUAGUGCAACUCAGUAGCUAUACUAGAGGGCUGGCUUAUUUUUUACACCUACGUGACCUUGGUAAUCUUUCAUCCAUGCUAAGGAUGGGGAACAAUGCAUCAAGUGACUACACUGAUCCUUUAAAAGCUUUUAAUUGGUAAAAAAUGUGUACACAUGUACCUUCCAUGCGUGUAAAUAUUAAUUUUCGCUUUCUUUAUUAUGGUGCUUUGUUCAAAUAUGCAUUCCACUGCAGUCUUGUCACUAAGUUUUUUUUAAUCAGUUUCGUAAUUUUGGGAUUGGACUAAAGGAUGAUAACAUUAGAAUGUCAAAAGAUGUCCCUCAAAUUCUUUGCACUAAAACUGAACUUCAUUUCUAAAGGAAAACUGUUUAGAUGACCCAUACCAGAAUUUGUUCUGGUACUUUCCAAGUACAAUUGGCCAAGAUGCCGGAUCUAUCGCUGCAACAGCUUUGAAUCUUGCUGGAUAUUUCACCAAGGCAUUACCAAUAUCUAUCAAAUGGUAAUGUGGAUUGCUCCCAAAUUUUAUUUAGAGAUAUGUAUGGUGACUGAUCAUCCGACCAUUAAACAUGGUGUCACCUGAUAUACAUACUAUUUAUUUAACCCUUUUCCUUGUAAGGAUUGGGUUAAAUCCUGUUGCUGUAUUUUAUUCUGGUUCUUGCUUAGCACAAUUUACUAUUUCACGAGAAGGCAUAAAAUGUCGGGAUUGUUUAACAACCAUCAUCAUGCUUUUUUUGCGGUAUUCAUUCCAAUUCAAAAAUUGAAAUGUCAACUUGGACCAACCAACUGUAAAACAGGGAUGGCCCCCAGGUUUAUCUAUCUAUCCUGUGGAUGGGUUUUCAACAACCACCUUGCCAACAUUCAAGACCAAAGUUGGAUCUUUAUCAGCAAACGUUUUAUAAUUAACCUUCUCCCUGCUGAUGUAUCUUUUUUGCACCAAACUUGUAUUGGUUACAGGGUUACGCAGCAGGGAGAAGGUUAAAAUAUAGGUCGAAACAACAAUAAAAAACCUUUGUCACCUCUGGCCCCAAUGUACAGUGUUGGACCCAAGUUAGCAUGUGAUGUGAUAUCAUGUUAUGUUAGCAUGGUUUAUAUCUUGCAAUGCUUGUUUGUGUCAUUUUAAAGGAAACAGCUUUGUUGAGAAAAGAAAAAAAUGUUAUGUUACACAGAGUGAAUAUUCAUGUGGAUACGUAACCCUGUGUUACCCAAUCAGAUUUUGGGAGGUAUUCCAGAUUUUUAUGAUAUAGUAGUAGCGAGCAUUUAGUUGCUUUUAUGCAGUGUGGCACUCCAAGACUGCCCUUAUCAUUCUUGUUCUACCUAAAAAGAUGCUUGCUGCUCCUAUAAUUAGUACCACCAAGGACAUGUUUUGUGUAUAUUCCCUUAAAAGGGGGCGUAAAAAUGUGGGAAAAAAAGAAUUCUAUCAGAGAUAUCCUUGUUAAUGUUAUGAAAGUUUUUGGUCAGUGAGGGCAUGGUUGUUGCAUGUCGAGUCUCUAAGGCUACAUCUUAGCUUAACAUCAACAGAUUUAACAAUGUGCCAUUGUCUCAGUCUUUCUUAGAAAGUCUUGCAACCCAAUUUUAGAGAAAAAAACAAGCAAUACAGUUAUUAGUCUCACAUGCAAUCACAUGUGGAUCUGAUCUGGGUGUCACAUUUGCCAAGAAAUUUGGAUCCAAACUCGACUGCCAUGUGUUAGACCAAGUGUGUAGUAGUUUUAACACUUUGGACUUGCAUAUUUUUAACAACAAUCCCAUACUUUUCACAUUCACUUCCAUAGUGUGGUGUGAUACUAUUGUAGGAUAUUGUACGGAGGCUACUCACUGGCCAGAACUGUAAUUGUUGGUGUUGUUAUCAUGGUAAAUGUAAGGAAAUGUGUACAAAUGUCAUGGAUAGAUAUAUGUGUCACACAUAUAGAGCCCUAUAUGUCCCUGCGUGGUAUUGCGUGUUGCAGACGUUAUUGUAGGAGACUAGUGCCUUUGGACUGCAGUAUAUUAAAGUUGCAUUACGGUAUAGUGUAAGAGCUUGAUUUGAUCGCCUUUUGCAAAGAGCUAUCUGGAAUUUGGGAAAGCACUGUAAGACAGUGAUCCCGAAAGGAACAGAUUUUUGUAAAUAUGUUCUUUUUCUUCUUGCAUUCUCUCCUUGUGCUUUUGAAUAUUUUUGUGAAGAUAUUCUGCUAUACCCAUCAAAUGGCAAAGUGGUGUAUUAUGUUGUGAUUAUAGCAGUCAUCAGUAUGAUAAUAAAAGUCACAAUGAAGCAA